Protopterus annectens (West African lungfish) is the source of this 3255-nucleotide messenger RNA. RefSeq names its product abhydrolase domain containing 11 (gene ABHD11). The record is from RefSeq and is a predicted model, not a curated record. The transcript is spliced from 6 exons. Lineage: Eukaryota; Metazoa; Chordata; Ceratodontiformes; Protopteridae. Gene Ontology annotation, cellular component: mitochondrion. The coding region runs from base 75 to 992 and encodes 305 amino acids.
GCGUCAGUGGUUGCCAGUAUCCUUGAUUAUUGACAUUCAACUAAGCUAUUUCUAUGCAUGGGUGCUAUUAGAAGAUGAGUAGUUUAUUUAUCCGGUCUUGUCCAUCUGCUCUGGGUUAUUUCAGCCGGGCGACGUCGUUGUCGGAGUGUCCACUAAAACGGCUUUGUAGUGUUGGUUGUACAGACACCAGAUCUGUAGAGCUGUCCUACAAUGUAUUUGAUGGGAAGAACAAGCAGACCCCUCUGGUAUUACUUCAUGGUCUCUUUGGCAGCAAGUCCAAUUUCCAGUCCAUAGCCAAAGCCUUUGUGCAGCGUACCGGCAGGGAGGUAAUAACAGUGGAUGCUCGCAACCAUGGCAAUAGUGCACACAGCCCCACAAUUACCUAUGAAGCAAUGAGCUUAGACUUACAGAAGCUACUGCGCAGCCUUCAGCUGACUAAGGUGAUUUUGGUUGGGCAUAGCAUGGGUGGAAAGACUGCCAUGACAGUUGCAUUGCAAAAGCCAGAUCUGGUGGAGCGUCUUGUUGUGGUGGACAUUGGCCCUGGAUACACAACUGUGCACACUAGCUUCCCUUCUUAUAUUGCUGCUAUGAAAAUGAUACAGCUGGAUAGCAACAUUCCAAGGUCUACAGCAAAGAGAGUAGCUGAGGAUCAAUUACGAAAUGUCAUCACGGAACCAACAGUGAGACAGUUCUUGCUGACAAAUCUAGUGGAACAGGAUGGACAGUAUAUAUGGAGGGUGAACCUGGAUGCCAUCAUAAGACACAAGAAUGACAUUAUAGGUUUCCCAGAGUUCAGUACCACCUAUUUGGGACCAACACUUUUUCUUGCUGGAGCCAACUCACCAUAUGUCAGCUCAGAAGAUUAUCCUGAAAUCAUUCGCCUGUUUCCAUAUGCUGAUAUUGAAUACAUUGAAGGGGCAGGGCACUGGGUCCAUGCGGAUAAAGCACAAGACUUCUUGAACUCUGUCUGUAGAUUCUUGGAGGCAUUCUAGAGAUUGCUGCUUAUGGCAUCUUAAUCAGGUGGUUGUGGCUUACCAGAGGCACAGUCGAGAUCACUACAUGAUAGCUGAUGUCUGAGUGUUUAAUACACAGCAGGGCACUGCAGUGAAAAACUGCCAGUUCAGAUCUUGUUAGGAAAGUAAUAUAGCACCCAAGAGGUGUGAAACGGAGCAUUUGUAUCUUGUGACUAGUCAGUCUUUUAUUGACGUUUUAACCCUAUAUUUACUAGGGAGUCUUCCAGUGAGAUUGAGAUCUGUUUUAAGGUAAUCUACUCUAAACUGUGUUGCAGACUAGAAGGUUCUUGUGCUGCUUCAAUGAAGCUUCUGUCCAGCAGUGUGUAUUACAGUUGCAAAUGGAUUUGGUCUCAGCAUUCACAGUGUGUUUUGCCUCCUGUGCAGUAUUACAACAUAGACAACUGUAAAAAGUAUUUCAGUAUAGCUGUAUGUGUCAGCAGUGGCAUUUCCUUUGAGAACUAGAAUGUGAAUGUACCUACUACAAUUAUAGGCGUUAAACAUGGCUUUGUAGUUAAAAAAAAAAAAAAAAAAAUUUACAUGAGUAAAACAUGGAAUUGUAUAUCGCUGUGAAUAAUCAUGCAAGCUUAAAUACUGAGUUUCAGUGCAUUUACAUUUUCAUGUCUGUACCUCUACUUUUGGUACGGGUUACAUGAGAAUAAUUUGAGCAAACUGGAAGACCAUAUAGCAUUAAUUACUGGAAAGCACCUGUUACUCAUGAUCUCUUGCUUUUCAGCAGUAGUACUGAUACUACAGUGUUACAUGACUAACCACUCAGUUCCCAUGUUGCCUACAGACCAGUUAAAUUAUUUGUGACAUUUACUUGCAUUACACAGUCUGAUGUGCAUGGAGUGGAUGAGAUAUGUGCCCAGCUUCCAGAAACAUUCAGCAAUUUCCAGGCAAUUUAAAAUCGGAAUCCACUCAUUGUAAAAUUACAGUUGAUAUUAAGUGCUUUCAUCCCUCAGACAGGGACUACAUCAGAAUAUCAAGUUAAACAAGUUAUUUCCUUGUGUAUUUAUUAUUACCAAUCAAAUUUUAGAGAACCAGCUAUCUUAGAGUAAGAAUUUCUGUCCUAAACAAUAUUCUCACCAAAAUUAACAGUAAAAAAUUGUUAAUCUAAAAGUUUUAUAAAAAAUAACUUUUAUAAUAUUGCUAAUACAUAUUUUCAUAACAUGUCAAACUUUAAAGUACACUGUAAUUUAGCAACCCUUAGCCUCAACAGUGGUUAAAUUGAAACACGCUCAUGCAACCCAGGGGACAUUGAAGCAUUUGUUUUCAGCUGCCAAAGAAAUUCUGUAUAUGCUAAUAAAUAUUCUCAAUCACCACCCCUAGGAUUCCUCUCCACUUUUUCCACAGUCAUAAAAUAAAAUCUCAUCUAUACAUUACAUAAAUCGGCAUGUUUGGCUAAAGCAUUAUUAAAGUUUUUCUUCCAAAUAUCGUAAUUAUGUUCAUAAAUCCUCUUCCUCAGGCAUCUUUCUGUUUUACCAAUAUAAAAACACAAGCAUCCUGAACAUUUGCUAAAUACUGGUAUAUUGGUAAAACAGUUGCCUCUUUUUAGAGUUCUAGCCGAAGACAAAAUAUUAUCUAAUCUAAUUUUCUAUCCUUCCAUAAUGUAAGGGCACUUAUUACAAGCUGCACAUUUCAAUAUUCCCUAUAAUUGUCCAAAGCAACUCAACUAAUUUUUUUUAAAUUAGCCAACGUUUUAAAUGUAAAAGCAGGUUCAUUACCUAAAAUAUUUUAAAAAAUCCCUUUGUUUGCUUUCAGAAUCUUUCAGUUCUGCUUGAUAAUGUUUUUAAUACCCUAUGAACAAUAACUAUAUUGAGCAACACAGGCUAUUUCUGAUUUGCCUGAACAACCAUCAUCAAAGUGUCUUUACUUAUGAGGCUGACCCCCAACAAGGGCUUGUACUUGGUCCCCCACAAGUUAGCAUUUCCAUUUAUUUUGUCAACAAUUGUUUUAGAAUACUCUCUUUUUAACAAACAUCUUUUGCAGUAACUGCAUCUCAGUCUGUAGAUCAUCCCAAUUGGAGAUCAUUCUGGCCACUCUAAUACUUUGUCUCCUCACUAAAGUCCCUUAAAAGAAAAGGGGCAAAAACUGUUGAAAUGCAAGUAAGAAUCGCUAAAUGUCGUUUUUUUAUAUAGCCUUAAUUUAAACCAAAAUUUCAGUGUGCUAAAUAUUGACAUCUAAAUAAUUUCUAUCGUUCUCAUCAAAACUAUGAAUAAAUUAAAAAAAAAAAAAAAAAAAA